AAUUGAAUAUAUUUCUGUCAUCUUUCCAGACCGCCUACAGGAUUAUGUUGGAAAAGAGGAGGAUUUCUCUGACCAGCAGCUCUAUGGACAGGAGAGGAAUUUCAGUUUGGACCAAGAGGAACCAGAAGCUCUGCAGAUAAAAGAAGAGCAGCAAGAACCAGAACAUCCCUGGACAAAAGAGGAAACCAUGGAGGUCCUCAUUAGUGAGCAGGAAGAGCAGCUUGUUCUGAAGCAAGAAACUGAAGUUACAGGAGAGGAAUUAUUCCAAUGUUUGCCAUGUGGAGAAAACUUUAUGAAACAAGAACUUUUAAUAGAUCACAUGAUAACUCACACAGAUCAGACGAAUAUUGAAUGUUUGUCCUGUGGAAAAAAAUUCACCUAUAAAUCUGACCUUGAUAAACACAUGAGAAUACACACAGAUUUGAGGCCUUUCAAAUGUCCGUCCUGUGGAAAGGGUUUCAGAACGAAAUCUCAUCUUAACAACCACAUCAAAAUCCACACAGGUGAGAAACCUUUCUCCUGUACAAUAUGUGGCAAACGUUUUACUGAAAAAAGUAGUUUGACUAAACAUGUGAAGAUUAAUUCGGGUGAAAGACCUUUUUCUUGCAAGACCUGUGAAAAAAGUUUCAUCUAUGAAUCUGACCUUAAUAAACACAUCAGAACUCACACAGGUGAGAGGCCUUUCUCCUGUACAACUUGUGGGAAAUGUUUUAUUGAAAAAAGUAAUUUGACUGAACACCUGAAGACUCAUUCAGGUGAAAGACCUUUUUCUUGCGAGACCUGUGAAAAACGUUUCAUAUCCAGAUCUCACCUUAAUUACCACAUCAGAAUUCACACAGGUGAGAGGCCUUUCUCCUGUACAACUUGUGGGAAAUGUUUUAUUGAAAAAAGUAAUUUGACUGAACACCUGAAGACUCAUUCAGGUGAAAGACCU
This is a messenger RNA of Cyprinodon variegatus (sheepshead minnow), 934 nucleotides long. RefSeq names its product oocyte zinc finger protein XlCOF19-like. The transcript has a single exon. Gene Ontology annotation, cellular component: nucleus. The annotation marks the transcript as partial. The record is from RefSeq and is a predicted model, not a curated record. NCBI's taxonomy places the organism in Eukaryota, Metazoa, Chordata, Actinopteri, Cyprinodontiformes, Cyprinodontidae.